AUGUGCCCAGGCCCGGCUAUCGGGGCCUCUCCGCCGCCCCGGCUCGCUGCCCUCCCAUCUCCCCUGCCCGGGGCUGCGCGGGCCGGGGGCGCGGAGCCAGCGCCGUGCCCGCCCCCGCCGCGGCGCCCCGCACAAAAUGGCUGCGCGGAGCCGGGGCCCAGCACGAGGGGGCAUCGCCCAUCGCCCGCCGCCGCCUCCCCCCGCGGCUCCUCUGCCCGGCCCCCGCGGGAAGCGGCGGCCGGCGCCGCCCGGAUGCGGGGCGGCGGGACACGCAAGCGGUUCCUGAUUUGUUGUACUGUUUUAAUGUACUGGUAUGCAAGAUUUCAACUGCCACUCAAGGAAAGGAGCAUCAAUAUCAUACAAUUUCUCAUAAAGGAGCUUACAUAGUCAACAAAGACCCCAAAUCUGUGAAAUUCCUAUACUAA
Molecule: messenger RNA, 425 nt
Organism: Prinia subflava (tawny-flanked prinia)
Lineage: Eukaryota; Metazoa; Chordata; Aves; Passeriformes; Cisticolidae
Product: basic proline-rich protein-like
Exons: 2
Coding region: 1-387 (128 amino acids)
Source: RefSeq, a predicted model, not a curated record